Messenger RNA from Rotaria sp. Silwood2, 2388 nucleotides. The record is from the annotation of a GenBank genome assembly. NCBI's taxonomy places the organism in Eukaryota, Metazoa, Rotifera, Eurotatoria, Philodinida, Philodinidae.
AUGGGAUUUUUCAUUCAAGAUCUUCAUCGACAAAUCGAACAACUGCAUACAGAAGCACAUCAAACUUCAAAGAUGAUUAUUUAUCGAGGUCAAGGAAUGUCUAAUGAUGACUUUGAAAAGAUUAAGAAAAGCGAAGGUGGUUUUCUUUCAUUUAACAAUUUUUUAUCAACAAGCAUUGAUCAAGAUGUUUCAUAUAGUUUUGCUGAAAGUGCUGGAGAUAAUCCUCAAUUAAUAGGAAUUUUAUUUCAAAUUGAAAUUGAUCCAUUGAUUUCCACCGUAUCAUUUGCUUCAUUAGACAAUAUCAGUCAGUACUCCGAUUCAGAAAAAGAAAUUCUUUUUUCAAUGCAUACUAUAUUUCGCAUUGGUAAAAUCAAAAAAAUUAAAGAUCGUUUAUGGAAAGUGAAUCUAGCAUUGACUAGUGAUAAUGAUCAACAAUUAAAAAAAUUAACUGAUCAUAUACGAAAGGAGCAUCAACAAAAAAACGUAUGGCAUCGUAUGGCUGUAUUGAUGAUUACCAUGGGUAAAUUUAAUAAAGCAUUAGAAAUAUUCAACUUAAUAUGUGAGAAAAGUUCGAUAACUAGCACUGAUGAACAAUUUGUUAUCGAUCCAGCAAUCUAUCAUGACAUGGCUGUAGCAUAUCGAUGCAUAGGAAAUAAUUCUAAUGCAUUGUCAUACUUUCAAAAAACACUUGAAGUUGAGCGGAAAUUUCUUUCACACAAUCAUCCCAAGUUGAUUACUACAUAUAAUAAUAUUGGUGAAAUAAAUGAUGCAAUGGGUAAUUAUUCGAUAGCACUCUCAUAUUAUCAAAUGGCACUUGAAAUUCAGAAGACACAUUUUCCUAUAGAUGAUCCAUCAUUCGCUAUUACUUACAAUAACAUUGGAGCAGUACAUAAUUCCAUGGGAAAUUAUCCAGCCGCACUCUCAUAUUAUAAACAAACACUCAAAAUUGAACAGAAAUCUCUUCCAUCUAAUCAUCCAAGCCUAGCUGCUACUUAUGAACAGAUUGGGUCAAUAUAUGGUUUUAUGGGAGACUACUCCACUGCAUUGUCUUAUCAUAAAAAGGCACUUGAAAUUCAACAGAAAUCCCUACCGCCUGAUCAUCCAAAUCUGGCAACUACUUACAAGAAUAUUGGAGAGGGCUAUCGAAUGUUAGGCGAUGCUUCGACGGCACUUUCAUAUUAUGAGAAGACGCUUGAAAUUGAACUGAAAUCUCUUCAAUCUAGUCACCCAUCAAUAGCUAAUACUUACGGAUGUAUUGCUGCAGUAUAUCAUGUGUUGGGAAAUUACUCAAUUGCAUUAUCAUACUGUGAAAAGGCGCUUGAAAUUAAGCAGCAUUCCUUUCCUUCUGAUCAUCCAUCUAUAGCUAGAACAUACAGUGAGAUUGGUUCACUACAUGAAUCAAUGGAAGAUUAUUCAAAUGCGCUUUCGUACUAUGAAAAAGCACUUAAGAUUGAACAAAAAACUUUGCCAUUCGAUCAUCCAAGUUUGGCAUAUAACUACAAUAAUAUUGGUUCAGUGUAUGACUCAAUGAACAAUUAUCCGUCUGCACUCUCAUAUUAUAGAAAGGCACUUGAUAUUCAACAGAAAUCACUUCCACCUUAUCAUGCAGAUCUAGCAAAUACUUACAACAAUAUCGCUCUCGUAUAUCAAGCGACAGACGAUUAUUCGACGGCUCUCUCAAAAAAAACAGACAUUUUUAGACUGCCAUACGCACGAAUAGGAAUUUGCGUAUUGCCUAUAAAAGUGCAUUGAAAAAAGAAUUUCUUUCUCUGAAUCGAAGCAUUGACUGGUAUCGUCNAGAUAUCUCAUCCAUACAAUCAAUCAUUGAUCGCUAUCGCCUAUAAUAAUAUUGGUGACAUGCAUCGUUUGAAAGGAGAUUAUUUGACUGCAUUAUCAUAUUAUGAGAAAACUCUUCCAAUCUUGCAGAAAUUUCUCCCAUCCAAUCAUACAUCACUAGCCAUCUUGAAUGCUAACAUAGCGAUGGCAUUUAAAGAUCUCUGUCAAUAUAAAGAAGCUGCUAAACAUGCUGAACAAGCUGUGAACAUUGCUAGGUGUACUUUUGGUCUUCAUCAUUCCAAAACAAUGGCUUAUCAAAAACUUCUUGAUGACCUUCGACAAAAUUAAUGAUUAAACUUUUUUCUCUCUGCGUCGUUGUGAUAUAAUGAUGACUUUAAAAAGAUUAAGAAAAGAGAAAUGUAAUCUUCUUACUUUUAACAUUUUUUUUUCGACAAGCAUUGAUCAAGAUGUUUCAUAUAGUUUUGCUGAAAGUGCAGAAGAUAAUCCUCAAUUAAUAGGAAUUUUAUUUCAAAUUGAAAUUGAUUCAUUGAGUUCCACAGUAUCAUUUGCUUCAUUAGACGAUACCAGUCAAUGCUUCGAUUCAGAGAAAGA